Hipposideros armiger (great roundleaf bat) is the source of this 2595-nucleotide messenger RNA. RefSeq names its product chromatin assembly factor 1 subunit B (gene CHAF1B). Gene Ontology annotation, cellular component: CAF-1 complex; nucleus. The record is from RefSeq and is a predicted model, not a curated record. The coding region runs from base 187 to 1884 and encodes 565 amino acids. Lineage: Eukaryota; Metazoa; Chordata; Mammalia; Chiroptera; Hipposideridae. The transcript is spliced from 14 exons. Gene Ontology annotation, biological process: DNA replication-dependent chromatin assembly; nucleosome assembly. Gene Ontology annotation, molecular function: protein binding.
UCCCGCGUCCCCGUGGGUCUCCAGCCCGGGCCCGGCCGGGUGGCGGCAAGAAGCUCUCUCAGGGCAGGUCGCGGGGGCCCGGGAUAGCUCCAGAUCGCGCGCGUUUGGGCGCGAUUUUCAGCUUGCCUGUCUUUGGAAAAAGAACGGUGCACGAGGAAUAUUGUUGCCCCUCCAAGGCUCAGCAGGAUGAAAGUCAUCACUUGUGAAAUAGCCUGGCACAACAAGGAGCCUGUGUACAGCCUGGACUUCCAACAUGGCGCGGCUGGCAGGAUCCACAAACUGGCGUCCGCGGGGGUGGACACCACCGUGAGGAUCUGGAAGGUAGAAAAAGGACCAGAUGGAAAGGCCAUUGUUGAAUUUUUGUCCAACCUUGCUCGCCAUACCAAAGUCGUCAAUGUCGUGCGUUUUUCUCCAAAUGGGGAGAUUUUAGCAUCAGGAGGAGAUGAUGCCAUCAUUCUGCUGUGGAAGGUGAAUGAUAACAAGGAGCCAGAGCAGAUUGCUUUUCAGGAUGAGGACGAGGCUCAGCUGAAUAAGGAGAACUGGACCGUGGUGAAAACCCUGAGGGGCCACCUAGAAGAUGUGUAUGAUAUUUGCUGGGCAUCUGAUGGGAAUUUCAUGGCUUCUGCCUCCGUAGAUAACACGGCCAUCAUAUGGGAUGUCAGUAAAGGACAAAAGGUCUCAAUCUUUAAUGAACAUAAAAGUUACGUACAAGGAGUAGCCUGGGAUCCUUUGGGUCAGUAUGUUGCUACCUUGAGCUGUGACAGGAUCCUGAGGGUGUACAGCAUCCAGAAGAAACGUGUGGCUUUUAAUAUUUCGAAGAUGCUGCCUGGAGUAGGGGCUGAAGGGGAGGCAAGAAGUUACCGGAUGUUUCAUGACGACAGCAUGAAGUCGUUCUUUCGCAGACUCAGCUUUACUCCUGACGGGUCUUUGCUCCUCGCACCAGCCGGAUGCGUGGAAUCUGGUGAAAAUGUAACGAACACAACUUAUAUUUUCUCCAGGAAAAACCUUAAGAGGCCUAUUGCUCACCUCCCGUGUCCGGGGAAAGCGACACUUGCUGUCCGCUGCUGUCCCGUCUACUUUGAGUUGAGGCCGGUGAUGGAAACAGGUACCUCAGAAGGACCAUCAGGACAGCUGGUGCCGCUGCCCUAUCGCCUGGUGUUUGCUGUGGCUUCUGAGGACUCGGUGCUCUUUUACGACACCCAGCAGCUCUUCCCUUUUGGUUACGUGUCUAACAUACAUUACCACACCCUGAGUGACAUUUCCUGGUCCAGCGAUGGGGCCUUCCUGGCCAUUUCUUCCACGGAUGGCUAUUGUUCAUUCGUGACAUUUGAGAAGGAUGAACUUGGAAUACCUUUGAAAGAAAAGCCAGAUUUGAGUGAGAAAACUCCUGACACAGCAAAGAAAACUAAAAGUCAGACACACCAAGGGUCUCUGCCAGGACCCAGACUGGCAGAGGGAACACCCACCAGCAGAAUCCAAGACCCCAGCAGUUCCUGUACGACCCCCACUCAGGCGAAACCGUCUCCAGCCCUGACAGCGGCCAAGGACACGGCCCCGACUGCUGCUGCCGCCAGAAGCUCGGUGCCCGGGCCUUCGGAGGACAAAGCCCUGCAGCCCGGCAGUCAGCACCCGAAAGGCCCCCCGUCCCGGAGGGUCACGCUGAACACACUGCAGGCCUGGAGCAAGACGACACCCCGGAGAAUAAGCUUAAUACCCUUAAAGACAGAUACUCCACUGAAUUCUGCACCAACCAGUGUGAUUUCCACCUCUUCCACAGAAGAAAUUCAAUCAGAGGUGCCUGGAAACCCUCAAAGCAGUCCUCCGGAACUAAAGCGACCCAAACUCGGUGAAAACGAAGGAAAUACCCAAGGUCUGGACCCUUGAUGAGACCUGUCUUGUGCUUGAAGGCUACCAGGUCUGGGGACCCCCAGCUGCACAGGGAAGGGGCUACCUAGGCUGAAGACCCCUGAGACCAGGGCCAUCAGAAGGAGCCUGUUGGACACUAGUAAAUUGAUUUCUGUAACAUAUACACAAACCGGUUCUUCUCCAGAAAUACGUUUGCUCUGUGGUCAGUAUAUAAUUUACCUCGGAGAUGUGAACGUUGCAAUAGACAAAAUCCUCUUUUUGAUGAGUUUCUGAAACUGGAGCCUGGUGUGGAAAUCAGUCAGCCCUCCCUGACAUACUUCUGUGAAAGGACAGACACUUUGUGGGUGGACUCCUAAAGUUGGAAUUGGAAAGUAAUUUGUGAAGGUUUCUUCUGUCGAAUUUUAGAAUGUUUGAAUGGUUAUUAGAUUUAGCUUCUAAAUAGUUGAUUCAUUUUUGGAAUUUUAUUAUAUUUGCUUUCUGAUUUUAAAGGUAAUAAUGCUCCUAGUAAGUUAGUAAACUAGAGUAAAGUAGAGAAAGGGGGUUGGAGGUGGAGCUCCCCAUCAUCACACCCCCAGACGGAAGGAACCCUUGUUACUGUUUUGGCGUAUUUCCUUCACAUUUUUAUUCUGUUUUGUUGUCUUUUUCUUUUUAGGGAGAAUUGAGAUUUUCCUUUAGGUACAAUUUGGUAUCCCAAGUAGGUUAACUGUUUAGAUUGAUUUUUUUAAAGCA